AUAAAACGACUACGCAGCAAAUGAGUUAUUAAGAGUUGUAAGUUCAACCAUUUUUUUUUCAAGUUAUUUCAGCCAUGCAGAACUUCUAUUCUAAUUCCACUUAUUACUACCUAUCUAUCAUCUUUCUAUUUUUCUUCGUAAUUUUAUUGAAACAUUUGCUUCAUCCUAGAAAAAAAUUACCACCUAGUCCGUUGUCUCUCCCAAUAAUCGGCCAUCUUUACCUUAUCAAAAAUUCGCUUCACCGAACAUUAAACUCCUUAUCAACUAAGUACGGUCCGGUUUUAUAUCUCCAGUUUGGCUGUCGAAAUUUGCUUAUUGUAUCCUCCCCAUCCUCCAUGGAAGAAUGUUUCACGAAAAACGAUGUCAUAUUUGCAAACCGACCACGUAGCAUGCUAGGUGAUCGGUUUUCAUUUAACUAUACUGCUAUUUUUUGGGCUCCGUAUAGUCAACUCUGGAGAGUUCUCCGUCGUCAAACAGCAGUUGAACUCUUUUCUUCAAAUAGUCUUCAAAAGUCUUCUUUAAUUAGGAAUGAAGAAAUUAGGAUUUUAAUUCGUUCUUUGUUUAAAGCUGGUGAAAAGAAUACACAUGGCGGUACAAGAGUUGACUUGAGCUAUUGGUUUUUUACUUUUGUGUUUAAUGUUAUGAUGAGAAUUGGUACUGGAAAAAGUUGUGUGAGUGAGGAAGAUAUGGGAAUGGAAAAGGGGAAAAAGAUUAUUGAAGAAAUGAGGGGGAUUUUCUUUGCAAAUUUGUUGGUUUUAAACGUGUGUGAUUUUUUGCCAAUUUUGAAAUGGUUUGGGUAUAAAGGGAUUGGGAAAAAGAUGGACUUAACGAACAUGAAGAGAAAUGAAUUCUUAAGCGGAUUACUUGAUGAAUUUCGACAGGAAAAAAGUAUGAGUAGUGAUCAUAGAGCCAAGGGGAAGAAGGCGACGCUGGUUGAAACUCUAUUGUCUCUGCAAAAAAUUGAACCUGAAUUCUACACGGACGAUCUCAUUAAAAGUCUUCUAGUGGCUUUGUUUGUUGCGGGAACAGAGACCUCAUCAAUGACUAUUCAGUGGGCAAUGCGACUUCUUCUUGUUCACCCUGAAGCAUUUCACAAGCUGAGAUCAGAAAUUGAUAGCAAAGUGGGGAACGAACGCUUAUUAAACGAAUCCGAUUUCACUAAUCUUCCUUAUUUGCAAUGUGUAAUAAAAGAGACAUUGCGAUUAUACCCUCCAGUACCGCUUCUAUUGCCUCACUACUCAUUAGAAGAUUGUACUAUCGGUGGCUACGAUAUACCAAAACAUACAAUCCUAAUGGUUAACGUUUGGGCCAUACAUAGGGACCCGGAGUUAUGGGACGAGCCUAAAAAGUUCAAGCCGGAGCGAUUUGAGGGUAUGGAAGGGGCAAAAGAAGGGUUCAAUUAUAAAUUUGUACCAUUUGGUAUGGGUAGAAGAGCAUGCCCUGGAACCAAUAUGGGCAUGCACAUUGUUUCAUUGGUAUUGGGUUCGUUGGUUCAGUGGUUUGAUUGGAAAAGUAGUAUGGAAUUUGAGGAAAAUUAUAGUAACUUUAUGGAUGCAUGCUAUGAUUCUAAAGUAAGUUGCAGUAAGGAUAAGCCUUUGGAGGCUAUUUGCAUUCCCCGUCAGAAUUGUAUUCAAUUCCUUUCGCAGCUCUAACGAUGAUAUUCGUCUAUGUGUGUGUGUAUUUUGUGUAAUAAAUGAGUAUGCUAAAUGGAUCUUGUAGUGUGUUUAAGUGAUAUAAGUACUUGUCUUUCUAUUCUAAUGGAAUGUACUACUCUCCCUUCCGUCUCAAAGAAAUAUAAAUUCAAUAUUUUAUUGGA
Molecule: messenger RNA, 1816 nt
Organism: Solanum dulcamara
Lineage: Eukaryota; Viridiplantae; Streptophyta; Magnoliopsida; Solanales; Solanaceae
Product: cytochrome P450 81C13-like
Exons: 2
Coding region: 75-1652 (525 amino acids)
Molecular function (GO): iron ion binding; oxidoreductase activity, acting on paired donors, with incorporation or reduction of molecular oxygen; heme binding
Source: RefSeq, a predicted model, not a curated record